Molecule: messenger RNA, 2256 nt
Organism: Ruditapes philippinarum (Manila clam)
Lineage: Eukaryota; Metazoa; Mollusca; Bivalvia; Venerida; Veneridae
Exons: 3
Coding region: 1-2256 (751 amino acids)
Source: RefSeq, a predicted model, not a curated record
AUGCGAAGAGAGAUUAUUACUGAAGAUGGUGUGCUCACACAUAUGAUUGAUAUAAUAUCAUGCGACAAAUGCCACAAAAAAUACAAAGACCAUGAAUUGAUCGAACAAAUCAAAUGUGUUGUGCAAAGUUUCAGUAACGGAAAAUCCAAAACUGCUGGCAAUUUACUAGACACACUUUACAACAACAGUUCAAAUGACAGAAGCACUUAUCUUUUUCUUAUUGUACUAGCGUUGUUCUGUUCAUAUGGUUAUCACCAAGAAGUACGAAAUGUAGUGAAUAAAUUGAGCAAACAAAGUGCAGAAAUGUUGGCAAAAUCCCUUUCAGAAAAACUAUUAAAUAGCCUUCCGGAAAAUAUUCGAAAGGAUAUGAUCUCUAUAUGCCGUUUAUUAAGCAACAUUAUUUUUGAUAAACGGUGUCCGUUUGAAUAUGUGAACUAUUUCCUGCAUUUUUUCGGCCACGAAACAGGAUUUCAAGAAUUGCAGGAACUGUCAACAGUAAUUUCGGAAGGCAAUUAUCACAAUGAAUGUUGUUCUCAAUUAUGUGUGAAAUGGUAUGACGCUUUUUUCGAGCAAGAAGAAGAAAGCGAAUCUAAAGUAGAGGGGAUUUUCUUCAUCUUAGAAUCCAUUAAACCUGAAUCCGUUGUCUUUGUUUAUGACAAACUAAAAAUGCCUGCGAAUGCAUCCUGUACAAUAGAUGAGAAAGACAUUGAUUUAAAGCUAAAAGAAAAGGUGAAAUAUGUCAUAAAUCGCUCAAUAAAGAAAUGUAAAAGGGAUUUAGAGGCAAUUAUUGAACUGUCGCUGGUUUUCUUCAGGGAAAGGUUUGCCGAAAAAUCAGAAUUCUGCGAAAUGUUUGAAAAUGCAAUUAUCGAAAGAUUUGGGUAUGUUCAUUUGUAUGUGCCGCAGGAUAUUUCCAGAAACUUUGAAUCUCUCAUUGAAAAAACUAAUUGUUUUUCAACGUUUAAGCAACAAGAUGCACUUUUAAACAUGGUCAUUGACUCUGACAAUAAACUCAUUUUCAAUUUGUUCAUAGAAUUAUUUCGAUGUGAACGCAUUCGUGAAUGCUACUCCAAACUGAAUUUGAGUAAAUAUAAAGAUUGGCUAGAACGCUAUCCAAAACAGGGACAACCUGAUUUGGCACAUAUUCUUCAACGUUUCAUUGACAUAACAGAACUUACACAUUAUAUCGAAAGAAAUGAUGUUGAAUCGUUAGUUGUGGAUAUAAGUAUGGAGGAUCUUCAAAGACUGCCUCUGGAAGUCAUUUUCCAAAAUCUGCAAACAGUUUGGCACUUUUGUGAGGGAAAUGGUGAAGUUUCAAACCUUUUGAUAAGAAGUAUUGAAAAGAAUAUCAAUCGUAUUGAUGUCAGUUCCUUUGAACUAUUGGCGAAGAUGAUCGGUACAGAAAGGAAGCUCAUUGCAGAUUACAGGAUUGCUGCUGAUAUAAUUUGCGCCAUGAUGAAACACUUUCUGGUAAAACAAUCUGACCAAACUGAUGAGGACUACUUCAUUGCCUUGGAAAAACAAGUUGAAUUUCUAAAAGCCAUUAAAGGUGUAACGGGUAAAUAUCAACAUCACGUGAAAGAUGAUACAACAUAUAAGGAGUCAAUGGCCUGCAUAACAGGACAUGUUAAAAAACUGUUUGAGUUAAAAGUUAAUAAGAUAUUGCUAAAGCAUUUUAAGCAAAGUGAAAAUUCUAUUAAAUUACUGCAGUUAAAUGGGAACUGUGAACAUGCCAUUAAACAUCAAAUUAACUCUGCAAUGAAAAUUUUCGAUAAUGCAAUAAAAGAAAUGAGCAGUCUCAGCGACGUCGUUGAUGUAUUAUUGGAACGAAAAAUGCUAAUAUUACAAACAACUCGACUGAAGGAAAAAUCUGACGACAUAUUGAGAAGAAUAUCGCAAGGGGAGUUGACCUCUGAUGAAUGUAACGAGGACGAAAUUGCUGUAAUGCUUGGUUGCAAUAAGAAUACACUCGGUCUAUGUAAGGAGAUCGAUGAAUGUAUCAAAUCAGAAACGUUUUGGAACCUUGGCAAACAUAUUAUCGAUGAAUUUUUUGCAGCUCUUGAAAUAGACGAAAACGGACAAACUCUAAAAGUUGAGAUGCUUUUACAGUUUUUAAAAGAAGAAGGAAUGCAAAUAUUUCAGUCCGGAUGGCUUAGACUUGAUGAUGAAGAUACUGAUCUGAGGAUCUGGGAAGUAAAUUUGAUGUUUAAAGGGUCAAAAGAAAUACGUUUGUAUGAACAAGGCUUGAACAUGAUAUAA